AUGGAUUACGUCGAAGUGGCAGGUGAGGACAUCUCACCGGAAGAGUGUACAGCAGAGGCCGGCUGGCUCGUGAGCCACCGACAACGGGGCACACGAGCCCUCAACAAGCUAGGCCUCACGGCGACGAGCACAGCCAAAAACGACGCAGGUGGCCGGACAGGAAACCGAAAACCACUUCAGAGACACAGGAAACAGCGUCAGCAACCAGCCCUCCCACGCGAGGACAUAAAAAUCAUUCUGCGGCCACGAGAGGGCCUCGAUGUUACCAAGGUGAGCUCCGCGAGGCUACGCGACGGCGUAUUUUGCGCCAUCGGUCUCAAAGAGCAGGAAGCCGAGGGAGACCUGCUACGGGUCAACCCGGAGAAAAACAUCAUCGUGACAAGCACACCAAGCAUGGAACGAGCUAAGAAAUAUAACUCCAUUUCAAAAAUCUGCAUCGCAGGCAAGACCUAUGAAGUCACCGCGUACGCGGCGCCGCCAGAGGAUACUGCUAAGGGGGUUAUACAUAAUAUCCCAGAUUAUGACACCGCGGAAGACAUUACGCGCAGCCUUGUCUACAACAAGAACCCUACCAUCCUUCAGGCACAAAGAAUGGGAAAAACCAACUCGGCGGUCAUCGUCUUUGAGGGCAACAAAGUGCCCUAUUAUGUAUAUUACCGUGGAGCGGAGUACCGGUGUUUCUUACAUAAAAAAAAGCACGAAGUGUGCUCCACCUGCGGAAAAGUGGGACACCGCAUGGACGUCUGCCCGACGCCCGAAGACAAAAUAUGCCGCUCUUGCGGUGCAAAGAAUCCACGAGAAGGGCAUAAAUGUGACCCCAAGUGUGCCCUGUGCUGUGGGGAUCACCCCACUGGAGACAAAAACUGUAAGAACCGGUUCCAAACGCCGUACCUACUACGGAAGAGACAGCGAGAAAAAGAACGUCAGAAUGGCGCUGGUCAAUAUGGCGGGCACCGAAACGCAGAGUCGACGUCCGUUCUGGGUGGCAGCGAGGGCGGCGGGAGAACGAAAGAAAGGGGGACGAGAGAUCGUUCGGGCUCCUUCCCACGUCUACCCCACCGCGGAUCAGGGAGCGACAACGACGCAGGACAGCGGCAGCAGCGCCGGUCAAGAUCUAAGUCAAGAUGCCGGAGCCCUAACACCCAAGGCCGACAUGAGUCAAGAUCGACAUCCCGAGGCGGCCGACACGAGACUCCGGGAGGAACCAAGCAGAACAAGGUGAGCUGGGCUAGCACGGUCUCCCACAGCUCGGCUCCGCAGAAUGCAAAGAGAAAGAUUAGCAACCAAACUAGCGCGCAACAGGCAGACAGGCAGCAACAGGGGGAACUCACCAAAAUCAAGCAAAUGCUAGAGAUGGUAGUCGCCGAGAAUACAAAGCUAAAAGCUGAAGUGGCAAAACUAAGAGGAAGCGAAAACGCCGACAAACUAGUCCCCGAAACGCAGGGUCCCUCGAAAUCGCAGGCCCCACCGCCAGACCAGGGCAAGGCAAACACACCACGACCCACACAGGUCCUGCUAGCUGAGGACUCGUCCAGUGACGAGAUGGAAAACUCGGAGCCCGAGUCUCCUCCCCCGAAGCGUAAGGCGAAAGACCCAACAAUAACAAACAUCCCAAGGCUCCCAAAGAGAGCAGAAAAAAGGGACGCAGAGACACUGCAGCAUUUCGGGGAGAAGCUGAGCGAAAUGCUCACCACAAAAUUCGAAGCCAUGCUGGCGAAAUUUGCCGAGAGCAUAGGCACGCAAAUCGCAGCACUUAACGCUAGGGUAACGGCGAUUGAGGCCACCUCACCGCGCUUCACCGGCGGGGGAGGAGGAGCAGGGCCGAUGAAAUCCACCAAGCCUUACGCCAGACCCGUAUCAUUGGAAAGCGCUAGAACAAGCCUAGAAAGUACACAGCUUAAGGAUUAUGGCACCGAAUAA
This is a messenger RNA of Ixodes scapularis (black-legged tick), 1920 nucleotides long. RefSeq lists its product as uncharacterized. Bases 1 to 1920 code for a protein of 639 amino acids. The record is from RefSeq and is a predicted model, not a curated record. The transcript has a single exon. Lineage: Eukaryota; Metazoa; Arthropoda; Arachnida; Ixodida; Ixodidae.